Molecule: messenger RNA, 4275 nt
Organism: Branchiostoma belcheri (Belcher's lancelet)
Lineage: Eukaryota; Metazoa; Chordata; Leptocardii; Amphioxiformes; Branchiostomatidae
Molecular function (GO): [protein-PII] uridylyltransferase activity; protein binding
Source: RefSeq, a predicted model, not a curated record
CUCAAUAAUGACACCGACGUUGACCCAACAACAAAUUCCCCCCCAAAGUGAAAGCCAGUCGGGGAAAAGCCAGAACUCUCCCCAGCACAGGGAGGAACUGUGCAGUCUAGCAGGUUCAUAGCAGAACUUCUGUUGUUUCUUUUAUUUACCAAGUUUUAUACCUGAAACCUAACAUAAUUGAUGAAGCAUUUGUGUUCCUGGUUGAAGUACUGAUAGUGGCAUAUACAUGUAUGAUAAAGGAGUGGGGAGGGGGAUCUGCUAGAAGCUUAGAACAAUUAAUUAUUUAAGUUGUUCAGUUUGUACUAUUGUCUAAUGUUGGAACAACAAUGGACAGGUAUGUAUUUUUAUCUUGGUUUUUCUGGACCUGUUUUGUUAUGGCCAGUGUUUGGUUGUAGCCUUGUUGAGAAGUUUUGGCUCCCAAGUAAUUUUCCUAUCCUAGGAACUUAAGUAGCCUUUUUGUUGUUUCUACAUUGUAAAAGUUUUGUAAAAAAUUGUAAGGCUAGCUAUUCAUAGAGAAUCAAGCCAACUCCUGCAGAGUCAGUAAUACAUUGUGUAGACACACCAAAACGAUGUAGCUGACUUUGUGGGGGGGAGGCAAAAAUGCACAGUUUCUUAGACAGAAAUAUAUAAACGCCCCCAGAAUAAUACAUCUGUCCUGAAAUGUUAUUUUUCUGCUUCAAUGAAAGGUUAUUCUUCAAGCUAACAAGGACAAAAUGUCUGAAAUCAACAUGACCGGGCUGGCAAACAAACUACAGAACUUGGAGUUGUGCCUUAAGAGUCAACAUGGACAAGAACUCGGGUAUAGUCGGGCUCUGAGAGAAGCCAUUCUUAAAAAGGAUGACUUCAUAGAAGUAGAGGUGCUGAAAAGUCUUGGGGACCUGCGUCUUGAGAAAGCCAGGCUCAGUAAAGAUUCAGCAGAGUUUGACAAGGCUGCUGGCCUGUAUGCUGCUGCCCUGCUGCGCAGCAAAGAUCCAGACUUGGGAGAAACACUGGAACAUCGUAUCCGCUACCUGGAGAAACUCUCCAGACAACUGCUGCAGGGGUACAGUCCACACUUCCGAUGGCUGUCACCAGACUACUGGGGUACUGCUGACAGUAAUGUCUUAAGGAUAUCAGAGAUUUGUGACAAACUGAACAGAAGUAUCAGAAAUUCCUAUGAACAGACUUACACAGAAAUGUUAGUGACUGCAAUUGGGAACAGUGACAUGUUCUUGGAGCUUGAGGUUCUCAAAUCCUUUGGAGAUUUUUACCUCGAGAAAGGCAAGACAACCUCUGAUGUAUCCCUGUUCUCCAAGGCAGCUGCCAUGUACAACAAGGCCCUGACAACAUGUGGGGAUCCUGAGACAAAACUGACUCUGGAACAUCGCAUCAAGUACAUGGAGAAGACCAGAGAAGCCGUGAAAAAGAAACCACCACCAAAGAAACAUAUGAGGCACCAGUCUGGGAACAUCACAAGGACUGACACUCAGGAGGACCAUCAUCUUCCAGAUACAACAAGGCAGUACCAAAACCACCUUAAGGAAGGAGACUCGUCCUUUGUCAGGGCAGACCUGGACUCAGCAGAGCAGCACUUUGCAGCUGCACUCAAGAUGGUACAUGAGAGAGAUCCCACAGCCCAGCAGUACCAGAGAGAGGUGGAGCCCCUGUGCAAGUUGGGGGAUGUCUACAGUAAGCGAGGUCAGCAGACAGGAGAAGGGGGAGACUUUGUCAAAGCAGCAGCACUCUACAAUGCAGCAAUAGCCAGGUCACAGGAUCAAGACCUCAAUGGUAAUCUAGAAACAAAUAUUAGAGAAGUAGACAACUUGUUUCUCAAAUGUAUCUUAGACGUUGAUUGUGUUGCUCAAGAUAACACAGAAAAGCACAUGAAACAGCUGAAGGAGAUGCGGGACCAGAUCAAGCUGGAGAUGGAAACCAUUGACCAGCAGCUGGAUCCUUAUGUACAUGAUGAGGACAACCCAUGUGUCAGAGAGAUAGAGGCAAAACGAGCUCAGGCUGUCAGGCAGUUGUUUCAGAAUAUUGCACAACAAAGGAAGGGGUUCAUCAGCCUGCUUGUAGAAGAGUGUAUUGGGUUAAUGGAUCCCCCUCCCUGUAAGUAUGCCCUGAUAGGUUUGGGUUCACAGGCCACAGGACUGGUAACUCCAUACUCAGACCUGGAGUUUGCCAUCUUGGUAGAAGAAGAAAGUGAAAAAUGCCUUGCGUAUUUCCGCAACCUCACCCACUACCUACACCUUAAGGUGGUCAACCUGGGAGAAACCAUUCUCCCAGCCCUGGGAAUAAAAUAUCUUAAUGACUUCUACUCUGGGAAUCCACUUGACGACUGGUACUAUGACUCUGUUACACCUCGUGGGUUUGCAUUUGAUGGUUCCAUGCCAAAGGCAAGCAAGACUCCACUGGGCAGGCAGGACACUAUGAACAAACCACCCAGUGAACUCAUCUGCACCCCAGAAAACAUGGUUUCAAAACUACAAAAGGAUGUCACACUAUACCUGAAGGAAGGAUAUCACCUUGCCACCAUCUUGAGAAACCCAUGCAUGAUAGCAGGGGACCAGGAUUUGAUUGACACAUACAUGAACAUCACAGGGAAGAUACUGCAAGCUGAUGGGGGUAAAAUGGCCCAACAACUUUCACAAGAGAUACGGAAGGAAAAUAUGGAAAGGUUCAACAAUCAGGACACAAUAAUACCCGCAAGGCUGAUUGAUGUAAAGAAAGAAAUCUAUCGCUUCCCAGGUUUAACAGUGGACUGCUUGGCACUGUCUUCAGGCAUCAUACCUACCACAGUUUGGGAGACAAUAGAAGAAAUGGGAAACCAACAAGUGAUCAGUCCCAACAAUGCACACCACCUGACAGUGCUUACCAGCAUCUCAGCAGAACUCAGGCUCAGAACAUACAUUGCAAAUGGUGGGCAGAAGGAAAACUUGUCAGCUUUGGCUUCAAUGGAAACAACAAUAUAUAGACAGGAUACAUCCGUACUGACCAACAAUGACACAAGUUCAUUAAUACCAGUUUUCCAUGUACCAAAUGACCAACAGCUUUUCAGGUUCUAUUAUACAGCAGUUCCUCUGAAAAGUGUUCUGCAGGAAUGGUCUGAAAAGAAGUCUGUUCUUAAUUCAUUCCCUGGUUUAUAUGACAAUUCCACAAAGGUACAAGGAGAGAUGUACACUGAGUUAUGCAAAUUUGAGCAGGCCAUCAGCUGCUAUCAUAAGGCCCUAAAGAAAGCUGAUGGCAAUGACACAGAAAAAAUGGACCUGCUGAAUAGUAUUGGAGUUGCUUAUCACAGGGUGGGUGAUUACAGGAAUGGAGUCAGUUACUUUGAACAGGCACUGCAAAUGAGGAGGAGAAUCUAUGGCGAGGGUACAGCACAUCCCAAAAUUGCUACCUCACUCAACAACCUGGGAUCAGCCUGGGGUCGCCUGAGUGAUUACAGCAAAGCAAUUGGCUACCAUGAACAGUCACUGCAGAUGUACAGGAGUAUCUAUGGUCAGGCUAAAGCACAUCCUGCCAUUGCCAGCUCACUCAACCAACUGGGGACAUCCUGGAGCCACCUGUGUGAUUACAGGAAAGCUAUCUACUACUUUAACCAGGCACUGCAGAUGAGUAGGAGUAUUUAUGCUCAAUAUACAGCACAUAAUCGCAUUGCCAUGUUACUCAACAAUCUGGGGUCAGCCUGGAAUGACCUGUGUGAGUACAAGAAAGCAAUCAGCUCCUAUGAACACGCACUGGAAAUGUUCAGGAAAAUCUAUGGUAAGAGUACAGCACAUCCUGACAUUGCUACCUCACUCAAUAACCUGGGGAGCGCCUGGCAUUCAUUUGGUGAUUACAGCAAAGCAAUCAGCUAUAAUGAACAGGCACUGCAGAUGUACAGGAGUAUCUAUGGCCAGACUAAAGCACAUCCUAGCGCUGCCACCUCACUCAACAACCUGGGGUCAGCUGCAGGUAAACUGGGUGAGUACAGGAAAGCAAUCAGCUACCAUGAACAGUCACUGCAGAUGAACAGGAGUAUCUAUGGUCAGACUACAGCACAUCCUGACAUUGCUAGAUCACUCAAUAACCUGGGAGGUGCCUGGGGACACCUGGGUGAUCACAGGAAAGCAAUCAGUUACUAUGAACUCACUGCCGAUGUACUGGAGUAUCUAUGGUCAGGGUACAGCACAUCAUGGCAUUGCCAUGUCACUCAACAAUCUAGGGGGUGCCUGGAAUAACUUGAAAGAUCACAGGAAAGCAAUCAGCUACUAUGAACAGGCAUUGCAGAUGCAAAGGAGAAUGUAUGGUAAGAGC